Molecule: messenger RNA, 4427 nt
Organism: Micropterus dolomieu (smallmouth bass)
Lineage: Eukaryota; Metazoa; Chordata; Actinopteri; Centrarchiformes; Centrarchidae
Gene: ndrg2
Product: NDRG family member 2
Exons: 16
Coding region: 296-1399 (367 amino acids)
Biological process (GO): signal transduction
Cellular component (GO): cytoplasm
Source: RefSeq, a predicted model, not a curated record
GCUCCAUAUUUUUUUUUCUCCGCGCUGAAUGAUCCUCCUGCUGGAGAAAGGAGAGAAAAAAACAACACUGGGGGAAACUGCGAGCAAGAAAAGCACAGAGGGGAAAAUAAAGGAGGUGGAGGAAAAAGUGAAAUAUCAGGAGAUUAGCGGGAACGUUGGAGGGACAGGCUGGAAAGAGAGCAAACAAGACAUUGCGCAAGUGGAGAACGAGACUUGUAUUUUUUUUUUUGAAGUCCCUGCUUUUGUGUGAAGAUAUUCUUGUUACCCCAUCUGCUGAUUAAAAGGAGGUGACACCAUGACAACAGAAAUGCAGGAGAUCGCCAUCACAGAGGACAAGCCUUUACUCACGGGUCAGGCUGAAGCCAAGGAUGCUGAACUGGCUGCCAGGAUACUCCUGGACCAAGGACAGGAGCACAGCAUUGAGACCCCGCAUGGUGUUCUGCACGUGACCCUCCACGGCACACGUACCACCCGAAGGCCUGCCAUCCUCACCUUCCAUGAUGUGGGUCUGGAUAGCAAGAGCUGCUUCUCCCCUCUGUUUAAGUUCGAGGAGAUGCAGGAGAUUGUCAAGAACUUCACCCUGAUUCACGUUGAUGCUCCGGGCCAGGAGGAGGGAGCUGCUACCUACCCCGCAGGUUACCAGUAUCCCACCAUGGAUACCAUAGCAGAGAUGAUCCCUGCCGUCCUGCAGUUUUUCAACUUCCGCACUGUAAUCGGAGUGGGCGUGGGAGCCGGAGCGUACAUCCUCGCAAAGUUUUCACUUGCGAACCCUGAUUCAGUGGAAGGUCUGGUUCUGGUCAACAUUGACACUAACACCCGAGGAUGGAUAGACUGGGCUGCUCAGAAGCUCAUCUCGGUGACAUCCUCCCUCACUGAGCAGCUCAUGUCCCACCUUUUCAGUCAGGAGGAGCUGUCAUCAAACACAGAGCUAGUGCAGUCUCACAGAGAGCGAAUCUCCAAAGCCUCUAAUCAGUUUAACAUAGAGCUCUUCUGGAAGACUUACAACAGUCGCAGAGACUUGACCUUUGACCGCAACAGCAGCUUCAAGUGUCCAGUAAUGUUGGUGGUGGGUGACCAGGCUCCAUAUGAGGACGCUGCUGUGGAGUGCAACAGCAAAAUGGACCCCACAACAACCUCAUUUCUUAAGAUGGCUGAUGCUGGUGGUCUCCCUCAGCUGACCCAGCCUGCUAAACUGACUGAGGCGUUCAAGUAUUUCAUCCAGGGAAUGGGCUACAUGGCUUCAUCUUGCAUGACCCGCCUGUCCCGCUCUCGCACCACCUCCCUCUCGUCCUCCUACUCCAUGGAUGGGUCCCGCUCUCGCUCCCGCACCCUGUCCCAGGGCUCGCAGGGUGGCCAGAUGCCGCCCAGCCCCUCCCAAACAAUGGAGGUGUCUUGCUGAAGGAAAAAAAAUGAUAGAUAGUGUGAGAGUGAGAAAGAGAAGAGGGCAGAGACAUGAGGAAGGGAAAGAUGAAGCAUGACAAUAAUGCAGGAACGAGACGAAUGGGUUACUUAUUUGUCACUAAACAACUCCCAUCAUUCCCCACAAGAACAGAAUAGGAAUAGACAGGGAGGAGGGAGAAAGAGGAAGAUAAAAACCUCCACAUUUUGCACCACAUACAAAGUCCAGUCCCUCUCCUCACGUCCCCCUUCCAGGUGAAAACAAAGUGGCUCAAAGGCUAGAAGAGAUUAAUAAAAAAAGGGGGGGAUGUGAGGAAAGAAUGGCCGCCAGUCCUCCCUCCUUCCCUCUAUUGGAACCUCUGCCAGCCAAUAGAGCCCUUUAAUUUAGAUAGGAGGCCUAUAGAGACCGCACCUUGCGUUAACCAAUAGUAAGAAUUCAGAAAACGGUAUUGUUGUUGAUGGUGAUAUUCAAGCUGAUGAUGAUGAUAAUAAAUAGAAAAAAACCUGUAACACGUCUUUAUUACGCAAUGACUUUAAAAUGACAUAGAUUAAAAAAAAACAUACUAUAGCAGAGAUACUUAUAACAAUGUGUGUCUACUACUUUUUAAGCUAGUUUUUAUUGUCAUUUUUAUUUCUUUUCAAUUGAUUUUUAAAAAAAAUACUUUUAUUGUUAUUUUAUUUCUUUAAUCUGAUUGUAUUAUCUUAUUUGUAACCUGCCUCAGCAAGGGACUGAAGCUACUGACUGGUUGACCCAUCAUGUGGCAACAGCCUAUGAGAGCCAUUUAGUGACUAAUUUCUCUUCGAUGUCGCCAGGUUGUUUAUGUCUUCCAUUUACCCCGUCUCUAAGUGACUGUUUUGUUUUCCCAUUGGAUUUGAGAAGGUCGGCAGGAAGCUUCUUUUGUUUUGUUUUUUUCUUCUUCUGGACUGUUUGGAAGUUGCAUGCCUGGUAUCAGCCCAUGUGAAUACUGACUGGAUAAUAUUUUUCUUUUAUAUUUUGCUAAUGAGUUGUGUGGACUUGGAUGUGUGCUGUUUUGUUAGCUUGGAGUGUUUAGCAAACAUGGCAGCCUGCAGGUAAGCAUAGGUGAGACUGAGGGUGUUUGUGCGCUUUAGCUAGCUAGCCUAGCACCCUAUCGUUAACACUAGUCGCACACUGAAUAGUGCUUCCAAUAUUGCUGGCUGUCUCGCACUGCGUGUCCCAAUAUCCACCCUUGUGUGCUACUCAACAGGGAGCAUUACAUCAUAAAGUAGCACGCUAGCAUGGAUAUUGCAUUUCAGUGUUGGGCGUAACCAGAAGGGAUCACUGUGUUUAUCACCUGGGUUGUAAGCUCUUAGCCUUGCCCGUGCAUGGAUACCUCCUAACAAACCCAGCUACCAUACUUGAGUUUCUGCGCAAUGUGAGGUCAAAUAAACACACGCUCAACAAGUGGCUUUAUUCAAGCAAUGGGGUCAGGAGAAUUGUGUUUGCAUGUGAUUGUUGCGAUAUGUGUGUGUGUCUGAGGAAGUAAAUGUGAGGUGUAUGGAAUUGCAUGUACCCGGAAAUCACAAUUAAUGCAGCAAAGACGGCCAGGGUCCUAUAAAAAAGUUUAGAGACCAACGAAAAUCCCCUGUGACUUAUUAAUGACAAUGAACCAGCCCCUUCACUGCCAACACUUGACACAAAGAAUGGUAUACAAUUGUUGCCACCUGGGCUACACCUUUUAGUACAGCCUAAGUCAUAAGAGGCAAAAGAUUUUGCCUUUUUUAGUUGCAAGAGUGGAAAAAUAAUCAGCCAACAUCUACACCUUGAAACAACCAAUUGGGUAUUGCAGCCAAUAAGCAUUCUUACUGCCAAAGCGAAGAGCCCGAAAAUACCUGGGAUGUUUGGUUUUUUUUGUUACAAUUCUGUCAUCAGAAAUGCUCUGAGCUGAAUUUGUGCCUUUUGGCAUCACUUAUAGUGGCUCACUUAUUAGAAAUAGUUAAUAUUUCAGCAGCAGAUCAAAACUAAGCUUGCCACUGCCCUCUGACGUGUUUGGACUGACCGUACUUUUUAAGGAGCCGUAAUUGGACCCAAUGUGAUAUCCUUGGAGCUAAUGUGCAUUUGUAAGUGUGCCACUUGUGGGCACGCACCUGUGCAGCAUUUCAUCAGAUUUUACUUUUUUUUUUAAAUACGAAGUAUCAUUUCUGAGUCAGUUGGUUGCCUCUAUGUUACGUGCUUUCUAGUGCUCCUUUCCCAAACCUGUUUGAAGUCGAGAUGGAGCGACGGUUUUGAUGACAGCGACAGGAAAGUCGGUGGAGGGCCUCAGAUUUGGUCUUUAAAUAGACUGCUACUUGGCUAGAUAUUAAUUAUGGUGGUGGUGAUGACGACAAUAAUCUGUUUUAAGUCACUUCCCCUCUGGCCCAUCUCAUAGUGCAAUUCACAGCCAGCCUUUGAACAACUGAACAACUGAACAACUUUUUGUUUACGUUUAAUCAGGCAAACACAAAUCUUGAUGUUUAGAUGCUAUAGGGUAUAAAUGCAAAAUGUGAUCUGUCCAGAGGGCUGAAGUUCAGAAUGUAAAUGUUUGCCUCCUUCCAGACUUAAAUUAUACUCAGUCAGGCAUGGGGACGUCUACCAAAUAAGGGACAAUGGGAGGAGCCUAGAAAAUAAAAUUGCCAAAUAGGAAAACAGAGUGGUACUUCUUUGUGGAGAGAUGAGCCGGGCUGUGUGAUUGUAAAUGCUUGUCCAUUUUGUCUUUUGUUUGUCUCUUAAGUUCCAUCAUAUUUCUCUUUCCCCUUUUUAUGUUUUGAAUUUCAUUUUUUUGGGUUUUAUCUCUGUGAAGUGUUAGUUUACCGUCCCGAUGUGCUCACAAGUUAGUUAACCGUGUGAUUGUUCUUGUGUAACUUUUUUAGCAUUAGCGCUGAUAUGGGAGAACCAUAUAAUUAACAAUUUUAAAAAAAGAUUAAAGGUAAAGAAAAUGCAAUCAAAUUUAUGUGUGGCUAAUUUCUGUGUAAAACAAUGGACAUCCUUAAAAAAAGCUACCUUAAAUAUUAAUAAAAGCUUAAGAGAAAUA